Prorocentrum cordatum is the source of this 1012-nucleotide messenger RNA. The record is from the annotation of a GenBank genome assembly. Lineage: Eukaryota; Dinophyceae; Prorocentrales; Prorocentraceae.
CCGUUUUGCAGUUUCUCGGCCCCGGGCGCCUUCCAGGAUUCCUUGCUCGAUCUCCCUUCUUAGAAGUGGGGGGGCCAACGUCGUGGGGGGUGCCGCGCCCGCGAAGAUUACCCCCGGGCCUACUCUCUUCACGCCGGCGAAGAGCACGUCGCCCAAGCGCCGGGUCGAAACAAGGAUGCCCCAGCUCGGGACCCCGAGGAUGGGGCAGAGGGCUCGAGGACACGCGGGCCCGGUGGCGGUGUUUCGCAGCAGGAUGGCUCGUGUUGCCUGCGACCGCAGGGAAGGCAGGCCAUCGUCGAGAAUGCCACCCCUGAGCCAGCCACGAUCGGGAGGCGUUCUGACGAGGUCGACGGGACAGGCACGCCUUCGAAGCUCAAAGGCGCGGCAGGCAUCAAGGUUACGCUCUUAUUUCUCGUGAUCGUGACGCUGGGCAUCAUAGACGUGGUCUUCGCCGUGGACAGCGUCACGGUGAAGAUAUCCGCCCUGGCCAGUUUCUCGUUCGGCCUGAGCUUUUUUCUGAACCUCACGUCGAGCGCGCUCGCGAUGUUCAUGCUGAGGAGCCUCUACACCCUCAUGGACAGCAUGACGCGCAUGUUCCGCUUCCUCUCCAGCGGGGUGGGCGUCGUCCUCCUCCUCAUCGGUGUCAAGCUCAUCCUCGGGGGCCUGAAUGUGGAGAUAGGGAUGCUCCAAUCGACGCUCAUCAUCGUCGCCGUCCUGCUCGCGUCGGUGGUUGCGUCGGCUGUUAUGCCCGAGCAGCCCGAGGAGGAGAGGGACUUGGAGCUUCCCGCGCCGGCGCCCAAGGCGGACGCCGCGCAGCAGGAUGCCACGUCCCCCGCGGCGGCCAGACGCUGAGGCGGCCUCGGCGGCGGCCCCGAGCUCCAGUUCUGACAGUUUUUUUCUCGUCCUAAUUCGAUCGCUUCUGCUGCCUCCCCCGUCACACCGCUCUGGUUGACCCAAUAGGGGGUCCAGCACAAGGGAGUGGUGCUAUAGAUCUGGUGCAAUAUAUUUGCGG